CCCCGCCUCGGGUCACGUCGCGGGAAUUUUUAAAGAGCUGGUGGGGGUGGCGCGACUCUGAUCAGCUGUAGAGCCAUGCAUCGGCUACAGUAUCAGCUGUCUCCUCAUAUGCUGCCACAGAGCCAUGAGCAACAAUUGCCUGCAUUCUCAAAUGAUCUCCUUCCAGAACCAUGGAUGCUGAUAAACAACACUGCUGCCAUUGAAGAUUUAUUUGGGGUGCCAUCAAGAUCUCGUUUGCUUGGUGCUUCUGGAUUUCUUGCAAAGACCGACUAUAAUAAUGCAUCACAGACUUCAAGGCUGCCUUUUCCCGAACCAGCUCCUCCAAAACAGGGCUCUGCAGUGACAGGGGUCAGUGUUGGUGUUGAUACAGAACUGGAUUUGUUGGAUGUCGAGCAGUCAAAGCGCAGGUUGGAGUGUGAUGAAGCUGUUCUGCAGAGGCGGCAAAAGCAACUAGACUAUGGCAAAAACACCAUUGGCUAUGGACGUUAUCGUCAACAGGUACCCAAAUAUGAAAGGGAGCCAGGAAUUCACCCUCGUACACCCAACAAAUAUAAGAAAUAUAGUCGGCGGUCAUGGGACAUGCAGAUCAAACUUUGGAGGCGUGCUCUUCAUGCUUGGGAUCCCCCUGAAGAGCUAUCGUUUGAGAAAGAAAUGCCAUUUGAUGACUCAAAGCAGAGUUUGUUUGAAUCUUGGCGUUCCUUUCAAGGUUUGGAGGAUGAUCUAUUUGACCUGCAGAUAUCAGAUGUACCUGAUGUGGCAUGCCCUUCUGAAGAUCCAACUCAGACUUUCUUCAAGUGGAUGCAGAGCUAUGACCCCGCACAGGCCUACAAUUAUCCAUAUUGGAUAGGGCAAUAGAUUCUUUUGCAAAAGAGGAAGUUGAUUUAAAUUGUCUCUUUAAAACAUACUUCUUUCUUAUGUAUUGGAGAGGGGCUAAUUUUGUGAGUUAGGUGGCAAUUGUAAAAAAUAUGCCAUAUAAUCUUUUUGGUAUCAUGUAUCUAUAGUAAUUUAUGGGCUGCGUUUGGAUUGCUUAUUUAAAAUGUGUCUCAAAAAAAAAA
Messenger RNA from Rana temporaria (common frog), 1055 nucleotides. RefSeq names its product oocyte-specific histone RNA stem-loop-binding protein 2-like. Bases 76 to 855 code for a protein of 259 amino acids. The record is from RefSeq and is a predicted model, not a curated record. Lineage: Eukaryota; Metazoa; Chordata; Amphibia; Anura; Ranidae. Gene Ontology annotation, molecular function: mRNA binding; histone pre-mRNA stem-loop binding. Gene Ontology annotation, biological process: mRNA transport; mRNA 3'-end processing by stem-loop binding and cleavage. Gene Ontology annotation, cellular component: histone pre-mRNA 3'end processing complex; cytoplasm. The transcript has 8 exons.